This is a messenger RNA of Apis laboriosa (Himalayan honeybee), 3694 nucleotides long. Its product is annotated as tripartite motif-containing protein 2-like. Gene Ontology annotation, biological process: proteasome-mediated ubiquitin-dependent protein catabolic process; negative regulation of translation; protein polyubiquitination. Bases 1526 to 3634 code for a protein of 702 amino acids. The record is from RefSeq and is a predicted model, not a curated record. Gene Ontology annotation, molecular function: zinc ion binding; ubiquitin protein ligase activity; translation repressor activity. The transcript is spliced from 12 exons. Lineage: Eukaryota; Metazoa; Arthropoda; Insecta; Hymenoptera; Apidae.
GCUGCAUAUAGAUGAGAGUUUAUAAAAACAUGAAAUUCGUGACUAUAGAAAAUGUACAGCUGUCUGAGAGCCGGCUGUAGCAAGUGCACGUAAGUAAAGCAUCAGAUGCUACACCUUUUAAUGGGCGACUGCGCAGUAGACAAUUCAGCCGACUAUGUAACCGUGUACCUCGCACAAGCAUACCAGGCAUUUCUCCGUCUUUGUAUAGCUGCCGUUGGUGUUGUACGUCUCCUUACCCUUCAGGAGACGCGUGUAUCUCUCUUUCUUUAUCAUCGCUUUCUCCUUUAUAUUUCUUCUCACUCUUGUGGUAAACGCUUGAUGGUGCGCCAAUACUCAGGGACGUAUUACAUUGCGCACAAUACUUAACAUAAUAUUAAUGCUUUAACUUAAUAUUUUUUAACAAAAUAACUUCAUUUUAUUCUUGCAUUAUAAAUGCUAUGCUUAUUUGUCCUACGUUAAUUACAACAUAUCAAAAAUUCAUACAUAAAAAUAACGCAUUUGUCAAUGUUAUCUAUUUAUGAUAUUCUUCAUAAAAAUGCGCUUAUCUAUUCAGUUCAAUUCUAAACAAGAAAUUGUUUUUAUCAUAAUGAUUCAGAUGAAUUAAUUAUUGAAAUUGUAGUUUUUAUUUUGUAUAAGAAUAGUAUUAUAUUGGUUGAAGAAACUUUCGCAGAAACAUAAAUGAAGAAAGGAAGAAACACAUCUUGAUAGAUCGUAGCCGCGGGCACCCGCAUAAUAUACCUAUCAUUUCGUCCCUGGUAGUGGUGCCGGCUGUGGAUGCAGGCGAGAACGUGCGCAGCUGUAAAACGCACGUAUGUGAUUCCGCUGAUAUAUUGCAAGUGAUAGUGACAUAUAUAAUAAACAUUUAAAAUGAUAUUAAAAAUUUGCAAAAACAAACAAUUUUAAAAGUGAAAUAAAAAUAAAUCUAAAGUUUAACAAAAUUGUUCUUUGUAUUUUUUAAUAUAAUUCACGAUUUAGUAAGCUUUUUAGAAUAUAAAAAAAUUCAUCUUUACAACUAUUUCCGUGUCAGGGACAAUAGGUAUUAGAAAAAAAUAUAGACAGAGUAUACAUCGGCAUAUGCUUUGUACCUGGUGGUUCUUUUAUGAUAAAGAUUAUGAAAGAAGUGUUGUGUUCAUUGAUAAUAUUUUAUAUGAAUGUGUAUUGUAUUUGAAGUUAUUAAUACUUAUUAAGAAAGAAAAAAAGACAAUGCAUCAAGUAAUUUUAUUUGAAAAUAUUAUUAAAAAAAAUUGCAUGUAGAAAGUUCCUUACUUCGAUAGCACUUGGAAACAGUAUUUUCUUUUUGAUAUUGAUAUAUUUUGACAUUUAAAUUCUUCAGCAUGAAAUUAAAAGAUAUAAUUUAUACAAAAGUCAUUUAUUGAACUUAUUAAUAUUGUUAAGUUCAUUUGAUAAUGAAAAUUUAUACGAGAAGAAAGAGAUAUAUUCCAAGCGUGCAUCGACACCCCGCUAAAACGUGUGCAAUGUAACGGAUGUAUAUAUUUCUCAAAGCAACGACAGGGCUAUCUCCAUUAUGGAGGCACUGCGUUUAGCUAUACAGACACGGCUAGGGGAGAGGAUGGUUAGUAUGAGCUCUAUGCUCGUGGAAACUGUUAGCAUAAACUAUGAAGAUUUUAAUGAAAGUUUUUUAACAUGUGGUACAUGUCUUUGUGUUUAUGAUGGUGGAGAACAUACCCCAAAAUUAUUACCAUGUUCACAUACUGUAUGUUUACAUUGUUUAACAAGAAUUGCUGCAUCUCAAACUCGUGAGACUGGUGCUUUUCGAUGUCCUAUUUGCAGAGAAUUAAUAACAAUUCCUCGUGGUGGAGUUCCUGCUUUACCACCUAGUUUUCUUGUAAAUCAAUUGCUUGAUCUUAUGUCUAGACAAAGAAGAGAGGUUAUUCCAAAAUGUUCAGUUCAUAUAAAUCAAGAAUUAUUAUUUUGUGAAACAUGUGAUACAGUGUUUUGUACAGUAUGUACAGGUGGUAAUCAUGCAGGAACAUCACCAGGAUGUACCGAGCAUACUAUCAUACCUUUUAGUAUUGCAAUAAAAAGAAUGUCUGAAAUAUUGCUUUAUAAAGCUAAUGAAUGUAUAUCUAAGUUAACACAAGCCCAGGAUUCUGUAAGUACGGAAUUACAACGUUUGGAAGCUUCAACAGAAAAAUGUUUGAAUGCUGUAGAUACUGAAUUUGCAGAAAUUAUUUCAAAAAUAGAAAGAAGGCGUUCAGAAUUGCAAGCAGCUGUUACUGCUGCUGCAAGAGAUAAGAAACAUGUCUUAGAAGAACAACAUGCUCUAAUAGAAGCUGAAAAAAAUAAAGUGCAAGGAGAAUGUGAAGGUUUACAAUAUCAGGUUGAAGUUCGAAAUAUUACACAAAGAAUCGGUAGUUUAUCUGAUCAACUUGAUGCGGCAUCAGCACUUAGUGAACCUAAAGAAAAUGCUUUUAUUACUUUUGAAUUUAAUCACAAUAAUGCUCUUUCUCAACUAGAGGAAGCUCUUAAUAAUUUGGGAAGAGUACGUUCUAGUACAACAUUGCCAGGUUUAUGCAGAGCCCGGUUGAAAGAUCCUGCCAUAGUUAAAUUACAAGCAGCUGUUAUAGUAGAGACUGUUGACUAUCAUGGACAUCCUAGAAAUGUUGGAGGAGAUCUUAUCACUGCAGAAUUAACUUUAGCAGAUAGUAUUCAUUCAGAAAACCAAAGUUCUAGUAUUGAAACUGAAAUAUUAGAUUUAGAAAAUGGUACAUAUGAAGUACUAUUUCGACCUCCAUCUGCAAGUCGUUAUAUUUUAAAGUUAUCAGUUUUUGAACGGCCUAUUAAAGAUUAUCCUUUAUUUUUUGAUGCAACUGAACAUAAUGAACCUAUUAAGAUAUAUGGAAGACGAGGAAAUGGAAAAGAUGAAUUUCAUCAACCAGUAGCAGUUGCUGUUGAUGAUGAUGGCAUGAUAUAUAUUUUAGAUACUGGGAACUCACGAAUAAAAGUACUCAAUUGUGAUUUAGAAUUUCAAAGGCAUAUAACUAAUGAAGGUCUAGAAGGACGUAGUUGUACAGGAAUUGGUAUAUCUCAACAAGGUAUCGUUGUUGUUAAUUGGAGGACACGUAAAAUAACUGAGAUGAGUUCUUUAGGAGAUACUGUUAAAUCUUUUUCCCAUAAUGCAUUUCAAGAACCAAUUGAUGUUGCAGUUGAUAGGAGUUAUGGCCAUAUACUUGUUGCAGACAAUGGUCAAAGUUGUGUUUUUGUAUUUGAUUCUGAUGGCAAAAUUCUCUUUCAGGUUGGAAAAAGAAGUACAUUUAAAUUAAUUACGUCUGUGACUGUUGGACCCAAUGGUGAAAUAAUAGUGGCUGAUAGUCGUAUACAAGUAUUUUCUGCUAAAGGAGAUUUUUCUGAAGAAAUUUAUUUAGAAGGCAAAGGAAAAGGUACUUAUGGAGGCCUUGCUGUUGAUACAGAAGGCAGAAUACUUGGUACUCGUACUGAUAAAGGUCGCAGUAUAAUCCAAGUUUUAAAGUUAGGAGGAGGUAAUAUUUUAACUGAAAUUGAUUCACAUAGUUCAAAACUACGACGUCCUUCAGGUAUUGCAGUACUACCUGAUAAUCAUUUAGUAGUUGUAGACUUGGGAAAUGAUUGUAUAAAAAAAUAUAGAUAUUGGUAAAAACAAGUUGAUUUGAAAUCAAAUUUAUCAUAUAUUCACAAAAAUCAUUCAUACAUUGCA